Molecule: messenger RNA, 602 nt
Organism: Nymphalis io (European peacock)
Lineage: Eukaryota; Metazoa; Arthropoda; Insecta; Lepidoptera; Nymphalidae
Product: coiled-coil domain-containing protein 86
Exons: 2
Coding region: 92-583 (163 amino acids)
Cellular component (GO): nucleolus
Source: RefSeq, a predicted model, not a curated record
CUUGACAGUAAACACACGUGGAUGGUGGAUAGUAUAUUAAAUAAUUGUAAUUAUUUUAAUGUUUCAGCAAAGUUAAUUUGCAAAAGUAAAUAUGUCUGUUGCUACUGACUCAAACGUACUUUCAAUAUUGGAAGAUAUAAAGAAAAAUAAUGCUGAUGAAACAACUACGACCUCUUAUGAUCAAAAAUCUAACUCAACUAAAAAAGCUAUCAAUAAUGACAAAAAUGUAAAGGAUUUAAGAGGCCAACCUAAGUCCGGAAGAUUUUGGAAAACGAAAAAAGAAAGGUUUUCGUCGGUAAUCAAAACUAAGGGAAUAAGACCAGACUUUAAGAAAAAAACAUCUUUACGAAUAGAACUUAAACGGACUAAAGAUCUAUCGAAACAACUUUUAGAAGAAAUUAAAGAAAAAGAAUUGACUAGAAAAGAGCGAAGGCGGGAGAAUAUUAAACGUACAGAAGAAAAUAAAAAGAAGUCUGAAAUUGUACAAGUUAUAACCAAUACAGCAAAACUUAAGAGAAUGAAGAAGAAGCAAUUGAAAUUUAUUGAAAAACGUGAUACUAAUGCUGUUAAUAGUAAACAAUAAAAAAUUUUUUACUCAUGGA